CUCCAGCUUACCCCGGACUCGAUCACUCUAUCCCUUGAGCUCUCCAUUCCAUCAAGCUGUGGUGUUGACGAAUUGUCCGCUGCGUCUGGCUGGCCAGAUUGCCCAUUUCACCAUCCGAUACGAAAAAGUAUAUAGUUCGGAGGGAUUCCUCUCCUGGUCGGGGGUCUGGUCCACUCGGAUGACUCGCAGAAUCCACUCGUGAUUGCUGUCCUCUCCCUACCCCGGUCGCUGGGAGCUCUCACCAUCCCCAAAUGGCUGGCCUCGAUCUGUCGGCCCGCCUUAGUGGGCGAUGGCUCAUUAGCAUGGUCACUAUCGCGAAUGCCUGCUCCAUGGCGUGGUUCGGUUAUGACCAGGGUGUGUUCUCCGGGGUCUUAAUUUCAGCCGAUUUCAAGAAACACUUUCCCGAGACCGACGAUGCGGACAUAUCUGGCAUCACCUCGAGCUGCUUUUCUCUCGGCGCUUUCUUUGGUGCUAUUUUUGCCUUCACGCUCGGCGAUAAACUCGGUCGCAAAAAGACCGUCGCCCUCGGUUUGGCCUGUAAUGUGAUCGGUGCCAUUUUGCAGGUCGUCGCGUGGCAUUUGCCACAGAUGAUUAUCGGACGUGUCAUCAAUGGCUUCGGAAUGGGGUUGACCUCCUCGACCUGUCCAGUUUAUCAGGCUGAGUGCUCGAAACCGUCUGUUCGCGGCAAGCUCGUCGUCGUCGGAUCAUUGUGUAACACGGCAGCGUUCUGUCUCGCCAACUGGAUGAACUACGGCCUGUAUUUCCAGGGCGAUGCGCUGCAAUGGCGUUUCCCGCUGGGCUUCCAGCUCAUUUUCCCCGUCAUCGUAGCGAUCUCGCUAGUGCUGAUUCCGGAGUCCCCGCGUUGGCUUCUACUUAAGGACCGACCCGACGAGGCGCUACAUGUCCUGGCGCGACUGCAGGGGAAAGGCAAGGAUAUCCACGAUGCCGAGGUUUCGGCGGAAUUUCUCUCCAUCCAAUCAGCGUUGCAGGUGGAGCGUAAGGACCGCGUGCCCACGAUGGACGUGUUGAUGUGUCGUGAUAAAACGCAGAAUCUUCGUCGGCUGUUAUUGUCGUGCGGAACGCAGUUCAUGCAGCAGUUCAGCGGCGUCAAUGCUUUAGGAUACUACCUACCUACUCUGCUGCAGCAGAGUGUGGGAUUAGAUGAAGAGGAAAGUCGCUUGUUGACCGGUAUCAAUGCGACUAUUUACCUCUUCGCAGCGUUCUGCUGCCUGCUGAUCAUUGAUCGCUUCGGUCGUCGGAAGAUGAUGCUCUACGGCUCCCUGACUAUGGGCGCAUGCUACCUCAUCGCGUCUAUAUGUCUAAAGGUAGCCGCGGAUGACCCGUCGCGCGAGCGUCUGCUCGGUCGCGUCACUACCGCCAUGUUCUUCUUAUACUACUUCUUCUACGGCACCAGCUUCGCCAAAGUCCCUUGGGUCUACAACUCCGAGGUCAAUUCCCUGGGAUGGCGAACCCGCGGUGCCGCAGCCGCCACCGCCACGAACUGGAUGGGCGGGUUCAUCGUCACGCAGUUCACCAAAGUUGGAGUGGACAAUAUCCACUGGCGAUUCUACCUAAUGUUCGCCAUCAUCGUCUGGGCCUACUUCCCGCUCAUCUACUUAUUAUACCCUGAGACCUCGCGCCGCACGCUCGAAGACAUGGAUGAGAUCUUCAUUCGGCAUAAGUCGCCGAUUGUGUGUGGCAAUCGGUCGUUGACGCAGCGUAAGCGGCCGGAUGAGUUCAUUGAGGCGGAGACGAAGCGUAUUCAGACGAUGGAUGAAGUGGUUGUUGGGGAUGAGGUUAAGGGUGGGUCGGCGAUUCAUCAUGAAAAGGUGUAAUUGAUUUACUCCGUACGGCUUUUCAAAACAGGCAUAGAGUAUACAGGAGGUGUUUGGUUCGAGGGCUGGAAAUAGGGAUGUUUGAUAUGGGCUUGGUAGAUUAUGUGGGUAUAUAUAAGUAAUUUAAUGAACAUAUUUG
Molecule: messenger RNA, 1974 nt
Organism: Aspergillus steynii IBT 23096
Lineage: Eukaryota; Fungi; Ascomycota; Eurotiomycetes; Eurotiales; Aspergillaceae
Product: sugar porter family MFS transporter
Exons: 6
Coding region: 252-1835 (527 amino acids)
Biological process (GO): transmembrane transport; carbohydrate transport
Cellular component (GO): membrane
Molecular function (GO): carbohydrate:proton symporter activity
Source: RefSeq, a predicted model, not a curated record